Cladophialophora psammophila CBS 110553 is the source of this 1251-nucleotide messenger RNA. RefSeq lists its product as uncharacterized. NCBI's taxonomy places the organism in Eukaryota, Fungi, Ascomycota, Eurotiomycetes, Chaetothyriales, Herpotrichiellaceae. Gene Ontology annotation, biological process: DNA damage response. The transcript has a single exon. Bases 1 to 1251 code for a protein of 416 amino acids. Gene Ontology annotation, molecular function: single-stranded DNA binding. The record is from RefSeq and is a predicted model, not a curated record.
AUGUGCGGGCGCUACGCAUUAGGCCUUCGUGCCGCAUUUGUCCGCUACCAUCUUCAACAACAGGGCAUGCCCGUUGACGAUGCCCCCGAUGACGAUGAAGCCCGCGAAACCUACAAUUUCCCUCCCGGAUCCUUUGGCCUCGUCUACCGAGCAGAUGUUCCCGACCAAGGCGUCAGAGACACUGGAGAGGCGGAAACUAGUGAUACUCCGCAAGAUGACGGUCAAGCACAGGAACAGGAACAAGAACAAGAACCGCAGGAGUCAACUGCACCCACGCCCAGUCAGCCGAAGCACUAUAAUUAUCAGCUCAAGGUCAUGAAAUGGGGCUUGAUUCCAUUCUGGACCAAACGCGCACCCGAUUACGGCUCUAUGCUGCGCACCAUCAAUUGCCGCGACGACUCUUUGUUGGAGAACCGGGGUAUGUGGAACACGAUGAAGCAGAAGAAACGCUGCCUGGUCAUGGCGCAGGGCUUUUACGAGUGGUUGAAGAAGGGACCAGGCGGAAAAGAGAGGAUACCUUAUUUCGUCAAGAGAAAAGACGGCAAUUUGAUGUGGUUCGCUGGACUGUGGGACUGCGUCAAGUACGAGGACACAGAGGAGAAGUUGUACACCUACACUAUCAUCACUACGGAUGCAAACAAGCAGUUACAGUUUCUGCAUGAUCGAAUGCCUGUCAUUCUGGAUCCGGGGACAGAAGCAGUCAAAUUGUGGCUGGAUCCGACAAGAAACAAAUGGAGCAAGGAACUCCAGGCGAUUCUGAAGCCGUAUGAGGGCGAACUGGAAUGCUACCAGGUGGACUCAGCUGUGGGAAAAGUAGGAAACAAUUCACCCAGCUUCAUUGUUCCGAUCGACAGCAAGGAGAAUAAGAAGAAUAUUGCGAAUUUCUUCAGCAACGCCAGUGCGAAGAAGCCCAAGGAUCAAGUCGAGGAGAAACCAGAAGCGACCCGAGCUGCCGUUGAAGAUACUGAGGGCGAAAACAAAGACGCACCACUGCCCGCAACAACUACACCGAUUGAAGAAAAGCAAGGGCAAAAGAGGCAGCACGAUGAUGAACCCCAGGAAAGUCCAACGAAAAAACAAGCAAAGCUCUCCUCUUCCCUUACGCAGACUUUGAAGUCUCCUCCGCCCAAGACGACUCUCAGCAAAAAGCCGAAGAGUGCGACUAGUAACAAGGACAUGACAUUGAAAACGAGCCCGGCAAAGAAAGUCGAGCCAGGAAUGCAACGAAUCACCAAUUUCUUCACCAAGUAA